UACUUGGACAGAAGUCACAAGUUCCAUGCGUGCUUCAACUAUCAAACAGAUGCUUAUGUGUAAGCAAGCAUGUCCACAGCGCACACCUUUUAAAGCCCUAUCAACUGCCACCAAAAAAUGGUGACUUUCUUCCUUAUCCAAUUUCCUAUCGUUCCUAGUUUCUUCAAGAAAUGGUAAAAUCCAAGAAGACCCAGCAUAAAGAUCAAGACUUGACGCUGAGAAGAUCUGCUAGAUUGGCAGACAAGUUCAAGAAACUACCAGAAGAGUUAAUCCUUAAAAUCCUGUCCAAAAUCCGGCAAGACCCCAAAACUCUCAUACGCUGUUCCUCUGUUUCCAAGAACUUGCAUUCUCUCAUCUCCAAAUUUGACAGUAUCUCCCUCAGAUUAUCGUAUCCUGAUGAGGACUAUGCUUCUCUUCCAUGCUUCCAUUCACAUCACCACAUCCCACAAGCGGUCGUUCCUGGUAUCAUAAGGGUUUUUUCAAAUCUCAAGUUUCUUCAACUUAAUCUCUGUCCAUGCCCUUCUCCGUCUUCUGAAGAUGGAGAAAUGUCCAGGUUGAAGUUCUUGCGUCAUAAUGAUGACGAUGAUUAUAUGAACUGCGAAAUAACAGUUGCUUUCGAAGUUGGGUUCUUGUCUGGGACUCGCACAAGCGGAGAUUUACCUCUGAAAUUGAGGCCCCAGAUUGUGAAUACUGGCGUGGUUGAAAUGAAUCUUCUCAUUGUUAAUACGAUAUUACAGCAUUGCCCGAAAACGCUGAGGAGCUUGGUGGUUUCGAGUGCGAAGAUGCAGGGGUCUGGAUCAAAAGGGGAGGUUUUUGUUAGACAAGAAGUGAUGGGAAAGUUGGCUGAUGUGGUUUCAAGUUUGAGGGGUUAUGAGAGUUGGGUUAAAUGGCUUAAUGACCCGAGGAAUGUGGCUUAUUGGCUUAAGAAUCCACUUAACGAUGACCAUCGUUGUCUUAGAGAAAUUAUGUGGGCUGUUCGUCGUGUAGAAUUGCCAUGGCCAUGGGAGGAGCGCAAUGAGCUAGUUGUUAGAGAAGGUGAUGUGAAGGAGUUAUUGAGUGUUUAUGAUUAUAAUGAUGAGCAACAACGAGGAGAUGGAAAUUAACUUCUUGAAGGUGGCAAAGUCAGUGGUAGUUCUUUCAAAGAGUGCAGAUGAUUGAUGAGCUGCUUGAAGUACCAUUGUGGUUCAUGAAGUGAUUGCAGAAUCUUCAUCUAGAACCCUACAAGGCACGAAAAAAGGCUUUACCUAUUCCAGUUUUCCUUUUUCUCUUUUGUUGAGCUUCCUUUGUUUAUCAAGUCACUAAGUACUUCCUAAAUUUAUAAUAUUGGAAUGGACAGUAAACUUGGAUAGUUGACCAUUACCAAGAACAAUUGAGGUGAGAUUUGUUCACUUUGUCCAUGGCUUAAUGCAUUAUUUGAAUGGAAUGAAGAGGAGCUUGGCCUCAUCUUUGGCUGUGAAUUAUGAUAGUAUUAAGGUGUGGUAACGUUCUAUAAAAUGCCAAUGCUGAAAUUGGCCUUGUAUCAUAUCGAGCUAAACCAUUUUUCAUGUGCUAUAGCACGACCAAAUCCAUUUAAAUAUUAGGUGUCUUUAAAAUAGGAUCUGUAUUCUCUCAUAUAACAUGAAUUUAGAAUCAUCAAAAAUCUAUAUAUGUGUGUGUGAGUUAUCCAAACCUCCAUUUUUCUGAUUACAAGUAUGGUUGUAAGUUGUAAAUAUAUAUUUAGGUGCACUAGAUUGUUUAUAUCACAUCAUGAUCUGUUUUUAUAUCAAAAUAGUUGUGCUUAUUUAUUUAUUUAUUUUAUAUAUUUAUUAUUAUUAUUAUUAUUAUUAUGGAUAUUGGAUUUAAAUUAAGAGAAAAAAAGCCAAGCUUUCUACCUUUUCUCCCAAGCCUAAGCAGGCAUGCAAGUGCUUUUGUUUUUUUUUUUUAAAGAAAAACCAUUUGAUUUAAAAUGUAUUAACAUGUGAAUUAUAAAAUGGUUUUUCCAUGUUCUUGAAUGAGUUUGGUGAUUUAUGGUUGGAAGAUGUAGGAGUCUGGAGGAUCACGAUGCGAGGGUUUUAUAGAAAAAUAAAGGGCUGGGCAAGUUUGGUUGAUAUUUGAGUCUUGAGUGAAUGGGUUGGCUUAUGAGCUUGUUGUCUUAGAGAAGAGGCAUGGAUUGUCUUACAUUUAGAAUUGCCGUAGAUAAGUGUUAGGAAGUCUAUCAUUCAGCUGCGAGUUUUCACUGGUAUUUUUGUUUCUCUUGUAGUUAACAAAAUCGGUGGUAGUUUCUUACAAGGUAAUGCUUGGUUCCUUUCUAUAUGUCAUGAUAAGAUUGAUCCAUGGGGAAAUGACCAAAAGGUCUUUGAUUUCUUGCUUAUCAUGUCUCUUUGCCGUGUUCUUAUUGUCUCCAAUCAUGCUACUGUAGGAAAGUUCUGUUUCUUUUUUAUUUUGUCCAUUUAUUCUGGUCCUUUCUAUAUUGGUGUUAACUUGUUUGUGUUAAAGUUGAUUCACUGUUCAUCUAUAAGCAUAGUCUUAUUAUGGACAGCAUUUAUAUCUAAAGAUCGCAGUUUCAGUUUGAGUUUGAAUGCUGUGGCUAGUUUUAGUACCUAUCAGUCUUGGUACUGGAUUAUGAUUACAUAACGCUUUUAUUUGGAAAGCCUCUGUAUUUAUGGCUAAUUUAGGAUUGCUAUAAUUAAUUAUUCUUGUUAUCAUGAAGAUGCAUGGUUCCGCUGUUGAAUAUUGCAUCUGCAUGCAUGUGGGUCUGGUUUUCUUGUUGGCAAGCUAGAGAAGGUGGGAGAUGAGAUUAAUUAUAAUUUUUCUCAGUUUGAGAAUUAUGGUUGUGGUGUGGGCAAUGCUGGUCUUCUUGUUCUAGUUGCGCUAUCCUGUGCUUUACUUGCCCUGCCGCUCUUUGUAACAGAUGAUGCCCUUUCUCUGCAGAGCACAGGGGGUUGGUGAACUGUUUUAUGUACCGAUAUGGUCAAUGAACUGAUGCAAAAUUUUGGGGAGAGAAACUUGCUGGCAGAUUUCACAAGGCACAGGAAAAAUGCUCAGCGUUUUUUUCUGAUUAUUUGUUCUUGAGCUUCCUUUGUUGAUAUUCAUCAACUCCAGAUUUUCAUGUGUUUUAGAUGAUUCCAAUCUACAUUAUGUGGGCGAAAAAUGAGUGAUGAGAGUGAAACAAGAAAGAUGUUUUCCACCUCUCAAUUUCGAACACAGUUGAAUACCACUCUUGCAUGUGGUUUUGGUCUCCUGUUGUCAAGUAAGGGUAACGGGUGAUGAGGUGACAGCAACUGUAAUUGUUUUCACUGUACAAUUAUGGCGAUGGAGUUGUGGAUGUUGAUGGCAUCAGUAUACUUGUCAAUUUAAUAAGUAUGGUUACAGCGCAGCACGAUUUCAGUCGUUUUGUUCUCAGCAGUUUCACCAAUAUUUGUUGCUCAUCCUUUGCUUCAUCUGUUCAGCCACACCUUGGACGAGAAGUACGUUUUAUUUCUCUGCAGAGUGCAACUGGCAGAUGAAGAGCUCCAUGUACCAACAAGGCUGAAGGGUUGAUUGCAUAAUCUUUGAUUAUGAAUUCAAUGGUUCAUCACCACCUUAAAGAACAGAAGAGCUCUGUAGACCUUUUUCUGUUGAAUAAUCUUGUGUUUAGGUUUCUCUAACCCGAAGGGUUAGAAGCCUAGAUUAUUGGAUGAUUAAUCUAUCUUAUCUUAUAUAUAAGCAUACAAUUUUUUUUCCA
Messenger RNA from Populus nigra (black poplar), 3703 nucleotides. RefSeq lists its product as uncharacterized. The record is from RefSeq and is a predicted model, not a curated record. The coding region runs from base 171 to 1103 and encodes 310 amino acids. The transcript has 3 exons. Gene Ontology annotation, molecular function: protein binding. Lineage: Eukaryota; Viridiplantae; Streptophyta; Magnoliopsida; Malpighiales; Salicaceae.